This is a messenger RNA of Pelodiscus sinensis (Chinese soft-shelled turtle), 2964 nucleotides long. The record is from RefSeq and is a predicted model, not a curated record. Lineage: Eukaryota; Metazoa; Chordata; Testudines; Trionychidae.
AUAGAAAUGCUGAAGAUGGCAAAAUGUGGGAAGCAUUGUGAGUGCAAUGGAAACUGCAAUGAGCUUGGUGCUGCUGGGCUUGCCUUUCACGGCUCCACUCCUGAACAUGGGGAAUGCAGUCUUCUAGGGUAUUUAAGAAAGAGAAGGUCAUAUCAGAAGUCUGUGCAUUGGGGAAGGCUUGCCUGGCAAUGUACAAAGAUAAACCCAAAUGAAAUUGAAAGAUUUUCAGAUUUCCCAUUGUCAAAGAAAACACUGAAAGGUUUGCAAGAAGCCCAGUAUCGCAUGGUAACUGAAAUACAGAGGCAGACGAUAGGCUUGUCUUUGCAAGGUAAAGAUGUUCUUGGAGCCGCAAAGACUGGAUCAGGAAAAACCUUGGCUUUUAUUAUCCCAGCUUUGGAAAAGCUAUAUUGCCGACAAUGGACAUCAAUGGAUGGCUUGGGAGUUCUGAUAAUAUCUCCUACGAGGGAACUGGCAUACCAGACCUUUGAGGUUCUGCGUAAAGUGGGGAAGAAUCAUGACUUUUCAGCUGGCCUUAUCAUUGGUGGAAAGGAUCUGAAACAAGAGGCCAACAAAAUCCAUCAUUUAAAUAUACUUAUUUGCACACCAGGUCGGCUUCUACAGCAUAUGGAUGAAACUUCGUAUUUCCAUGCAUCUGAUCUCCAAAUGUUGAUUCUUGAUGAAGCUGAUAGAAUCUUGGAUAUGGGCUUUGCAGAUACUAUGAAUGCAAUUAUAGAAAAUCUUCCUAAGAAACGCCAGACGUUGCUUUUUUCAGCGACUCAAACCAAAUCAGUGAAGGAUCUUGCACGACUGAGUUUAAAAGAUCCAGAAUAUGUUUGGGUUCAUGAAAAAGCAAAAUUCAGUACCCCGGCAACUUUGGACCAGAAUUAUACUGUUUGUGAGCUGCAGCAAAAGAUAAACAUGUUGUAUUCCUUCCUGAGAAGUCAUUUAAAGAAGAAGAGCAUUGUGUUUUUUUCAAGUUGUAAAGAGGUUCAGUAUUUGUUCAGAGUGUUCUGUAGGCUCCGCCCUGGCAUAUCUGUACUGGCCCUCUAUGGCAAACAAAAACAGAUGAAAAGAAUGGAGGUCUAUAAUGACUUUGUUCGCAAGAAAUCGGCAGUGCUCUUUGCUACAGAUAUUGCAGCUCGAGGGCUGGAUUUUCCUGCGGUGAACUGGGUCAUUCAGUUUGAUUGUCCGGAGGAUGCAAGUACAUACAUUCAUAGAGUGGGAAGAACAGCCAGGUACAAAGAAGGUGGUGAAGCUUUGUUAAUACUACUUCCCUCUGAAGAAAAAGGCAUGGUUCACCAGCUGUCUCAGAGAAAAGUACCUGUCAAGGAAAUAAAAAUCAACCCUGAAAAGCUUAUAGAUGUCCAAAAGAAGAUGCAGGCAUUUUUAGCUCAAGAACAAGAAUUAAAGGAAAGGGCUCAACGGUGUUUUGUAUCCUACUUGCGUUCAGUCUACCUAAUGAAGAAUAAAGAAGUGUUUGAUGUCUUUAAGUUACCUUUAGCAGAAUAUGCACACUCCCUUGGCCUUGCAGUUGCACCUCGGGUAAGAUUUCUUCAAAAAGCCCAGAAACAAUUGUCUGUGAAUGAGUCAUUGGAUGGAAAAAGCCACUUAAGUGGGACAGAGCAGUGUGAAGAUACAAGUUCCUUAGUAAGUGAUGAAGAGGUGGAGGAAAGCAGAACUGAUUUUAAUGAAAAGUUGUCUACUCUUCAAAGAAUCAAAGGAGAGGGAAAAAAAGAAACAGAGGAAGAUCUCCUCAGUAAAGUGAUUGGCAAAGAGGGCAUUAAGUCAGAGGAACUCUAUGAAGAGGAAGAAGUUUCUUCAAUAAAUAAGAUUCCAAAGGCAGACUCCAUUAAUUUCUUUGAGGAGGAGGACGACGACGACGACGACUUUAGAGAGCUUGAUUUGCUGACUGUGAAACGACAGGACGUUUUUGGUUUGGAAGCUAAAGAUCAUGCAGUAUCGGAUACCUCCAAUUCAAAGUUGAACAAGAAAACAACUAAAAUUAAAGAAGCAAAAAAAGUAUUGAAGAGGAAAUUUAAAGUCAACACAAAAAUUGUCUUCACUGAAGAUGGAGAGUUUGUUCAGCAGUGGCCGCCAGCACAAAAAUCCACUGUGGACCAAGUAGAAAAGGAAGAUGAUUCUGGUGGCAUCAACCUAGAUAAAGCAAAGGAAAGAUUGCAAGAAGAGGACAAAUUUGACAAAGAGGCAUACAGGAAGAAAAUUAAAGAAAGACAUAGGGAGAAAAGGCUGAGAGAAAAGGAAGCAAGAAGAGAAGCUCGGAGGAAAAGUAAGAAGGUUGAAGAGGAAGCUGAGGCCUUUCUGGAUUACAGUGGAAGUGAAGAGGAAUUUGACCCAGCUACCCUUCCAGAUCCUGAUAAAUACAGAGACUCUGACCAAGAGGAUGAUCUGGAUGCGGAAGAUGGCUAUGGUGAGCUUGAGGAGAAGAAUGGAAGAAGGAAAAGAAGCAACAGCAGAGAUCCAGCAGAAGAAAUGCCACUGAGAAGGAAAAAGGCUAAACUCAGUGAUGAAGACUCUUUUGUGCCGUUAGAUACGGGGCUUUCUCUGGCAGAGGAUGAAGAGCUCGUACUGCAUCUGCUUAACAGUCAUAGAUAAUUAUUUUCCCCAAGGUUUUUUUUUUAAGUCAUUUUUGCCCUUAUGUCUGAAUUCUGCAUAAAAUCAAUCUGGCAUCAGGGCAGAUGGGUAUCUGUGGACAGUGAUAAAUGAGUUUCAUGUACAAUGGUUUUGCCUGAGAUCAGAUAGUCAGUUACGUACAAGAUUUUUAUUUUUCAUGGUGUAUCUGUGGGGUGGUUAGGUUUGGAUUAUAAAGAUUUCCCAUCCAAUUUUCCACUCUAAAUUCCCAGAUAGUAUUUUGUUAGUAGCACAUUUAUAAUUGAAAAGCUUCAACUUUGAAGUAUUUGAUGUAUUUUUUUUUUAAUAAAAAGUAAGGUUGCUUCAAAUACAAAA